AGACCACUUAUCUUUAGAGGACAAGCAUGAGCUUGUCUUCUAACAGCACAAUAACAAACGUAUUUAUUCCUCCGUGCUUUCAAAGACAUCAACACAAGGGAAUCACUAAAAGUGUAGGGGAAAAGAAACCACUAGGCUGGAGCUUUGGUGUCUACGCAGAUCCUUCUGGAAAGGCGCUUAGGGAGAGUCUAGGGAGCAGCUCUGACGUCAGCGGCAGCCAUCGGAAGUCAGGUCUGUUCUACCAAAGCAGCGACGCACGCCCGGCAGCACCCGCGGCGCAGGAGGGCGCCAUCCCCAGCCCCGCGGGUCCGAAUCGCACGCGGCCGGGGCCGCUCUCCCGUGAGGAGAGCCCGGCGUGGACCGGCGUGACGGCCACAGCGUGCUGCGGCCUCUCCCCGGGGGCUCCUCCACAAGGACCCCUGCGGGGGCCGGGCUCGGCCGUUGCCGCUCGGGACAGCCAUCCCCUCGAAUUCGCGCUCGCAGUCCCUGCCUUCACGCCCCGGGUUGGGAAGCGGGCGACGGCGCGCGAGAUAAAGGAACUCGCAUUCCCCGGCGCCGAGGCGGCAGCAGCGCGGUGCACAGCGGCUUCUGAGCGCGGCGUCGACGGGGAGCUGCGUGCGGCUCCCUGUUUCCUGGUUACGUGCGCGCCGGCAGAGCCAAAACCUGCGGCCGAAACUCCCGCUUCUCCGGAAGGAUUAAAGGGCGGGCGCGCUACCAGGAGACGUGUCAAACUCAGCGCGCCUCAUGGCGGCCGCGGCACCCCUCCCGCCCGGGCUCCCGUCCGUCCCCGCCCACUGACUUACCCUGCGCACGCGCGCUGAGGCUCCGUGCGGCGGCCGCGGGCCCCGCCCCGAGGUGGGAGGGCCUGGCGCAUCCGCAGCUGGCCAAUCGGCGGAUGGCCUCGCGCGCCCGCCCCCGCCCCAUCCUGCCCCCGGCGCCGGGCUCCACGUGCCAGUGUUUGUGUACGUGCGGCCUCCGCGGGGCUGGACCGGGUCCAGGUGGUUGGGGAUUAGACUGCUCGGGCGCAACCGGAGCUGGGGCGCGGCUGCCAAGGGCCGGCCCGCAAGUCCCAGUGGUCUUUAAAUUCUCCCGUGCUGGGGCCGGCGCCGGUGCGCACUCUUACCUGCCGCGGUGCGGCGAGCGUCCCACCGCUCUGCGCUUCCAAGGACUCUUGUCAUCUGCCUUAGGCGGGAAAUGCUGUUGCUGGAUUGCAACCCCGAGGUGGAUGGUCUGAAGCAUUUGCUGGAGACAGGAGCCUCGGUCAACGCACCCCCGGAUCCCUGCGAGCAGUCGCCUGUCCACUUAGCCGCAGGAAGCGGCCUUGCUUGCUUUCUUCUCUGGCAGCUGCAAACGGGCGCUGACCUCAACCAACAGGAUGUUUUAGGAGAAGCUCCACUACACAAGGCAGCAAAAGUUGGAAGCCUGGAGUGCCUUAGCCUGCUUGUAGCCAGUGAUGCCCAAAUUGAUUUAUGUAAUAAGAACGGGCAAACAGCUGAAGAUCUCGCUUGGUCGUGUGGAUUUCCAGACUGUGCCAAGUUUCUUACAACAAUUAAAUGCAUGCAGACAAUAAAACCAAGUGACCACUCGGACAGGAAUGAUCGUGUUCCUGUGCUCAGACAGAAGCGAAGUUUUGGCAGUGUAGGAAAUAUCAGUGGGAAAAGGAAGUGUUGAUGUCACGUGGGUCAUGAAGAAGUCUGAAGAACGCCCUCAUUUCAUGCAGAUCUAUAAGUUCCUGCUUUUGGCUUUACCAUAUGUGUGUCUAAACUCCUUCUGAGAAGGAGGAAAAACUUUCUUCCAAGUGAAGAUCCAUUUAAGAACACAUGUAUUUACAUGCCUAUAACAUGCUGGUUGUGUAUGCUUUGUCUUUUAAGUUUUAUUAAAGGAAUGUCUAAAAAAUA
Molecule: messenger RNA, 1898 nt
Organism: Macaca mulatta (Rhesus monkey)
Lineage: Eukaryota; Metazoa; Chordata; Mammalia; Primates; Cercopithecidae
Gene: ANKRD37
Product: ankyrin repeat domain 37
Cellular component (GO): cytoplasm
Molecular function (GO): protein binding
Source: RefSeq, a predicted model, not a curated record